AAGUCAGCCGUGUAGCUGAAGUCUACGUGGCUGAAAAUAAAUCCAUAGAUUGGCUGACAAAGCAUUUUCAGCGACGCCCUUUUCUUUCUUAGACAUCCCAAAUCAUGGGAAACUGCAGACCACUUUUCUAUCUUCAAAUUCUUGUCUUACCAUGUUUCUUCUCAAGACAUGGAGAGCAACAGCUUUUGGCUUAUUUGGGUACAUGAAUUUCACAAAAUCUGGUUUCAUAGAACAUUCAAAGAAAUUUAAUCCAGAGGAUAUGCAAACAAAAAUUGAAGGCAAGAACUGUGUUGUCACUGGUGCAAAUUCUGGCAUUGGCUAUGCUACUGCUGAGGGUCUUGCAUCACGUGGGGCUAAUGUGUAUAUGGUAUGCCGGAACAAGGAGAGGGGUGAAGCUGCCCUUUCAAAAAUUCAGGAGGCAACUGGCAGUAAAAAUGUUUAUUUGGAGGUCUGUGAUAUUUCUUCCAUCAUCGAAAUCAAGUCAUUUACUUCCAGAUUUUCUUCAAAGGAUGUCCCUGUCCAUGUUCUGGUUAAUAAUGCUGGUUUAAUUGAAAAUCGGCGUGUGACAACUCCAGAAGGAUAUGAGCUCAAUUUUGCUGUUAAUGUACUUGGCGCAUACACUCUGACAGAGUUGAUGCUGCCCUUACUGGAGAAAGCUGCGCCUGAUGCUCGUGUUAUUACAGUUUCCUCAGGUGGAAUGUACACAGCCCCUUUGAUGAAAGAUCUACAGUUUAGCAAUAACAACUUUAAUGGUGUGGAACAAUAUGCACGGAACAAGCGAGUGCAGGUUGCACUGACAGAAAAAUGGGCUGAAAUUUACAAGGACAAAGGUAUUGCUUUCUAUUCAAUGCACCCUGGGUGGGCAGAGACUCCUGGAGUUGCCAGCAGUUUGCCCGGUUUCUCGAAUUCGAUGUCUGGAAAACUUAGAACGAGCCAGGAAGGUGCAGAUACAGUGGUGUGGUUAGCUUUGCAGCCAAAAGAAAAACUAGUACCAGGAUCAUUAUACUUCGACAGAGCUGAAGCUCCUAAACACCUGUUGUUUGCAGCUACAAAGGGUUCUCAUUCUGCUAUAGACUCCAUCAUUGAAAAUCUUCGCUCUAUGUCUGGUCUAUCCUCUUGAAUCCUGCUUCAAUUUCGCCAAAGAAUUUAUAUUUUGAUCCUUGUGGUGGACCAAACUUAAAUUAUUGUCCUUCCAACCCCUACUUCGUUAGGUUA
Molecule: messenger RNA, 1215 nt
Organism: Coffea arabica (coffee)
Lineage: Eukaryota; Viridiplantae; Streptophyta; Magnoliopsida; Gentianales; Rubiaceae
Source: RefSeq, a predicted model, not a curated record